Molecule: messenger RNA, 2754 nt
Organism: Nematolebias whitei (Rio pearlfish)
Lineage: Eukaryota; Metazoa; Chordata; Actinopteri; Cyprinodontiformes; Rivulidae
Product: protein SOGA3
Exons: 11
Biological process (GO): regulation of autophagy
Source: RefSeq, a predicted model, not a curated record
AGCGGCCGGAAGCAGCAGCAGCAGCAGCAGCAGCAGCAGCAGCAGCAGCGGUCCUCGUCCCCGGCGGGUCUCAAAGACUCAGGAGCCAAAGCUGCGCAGAAGGGCAGCAGCUCUGCUAAAACUAAGCCAGCAUCCGGAGGAGGAGGAGGAGGGAGAAGCAGCCGCGGUCAUUCUCCUGUCUCCGCAGGCAGGGAGCGGCAGGCCGGCAGAGGCGCGGCUGCUGUCCAGCCUGCUGGUGCUGAAAGCCCGCAGCCCAGCCGGGCCGCCCUGCCGGCUCCUGAGGACUCCCCCCGCCCCGCCGCCGCGGACAGCCCCUCCUCCUCCUCCUCCUCGCCCUCCAGAGCCGACCCGAGCCGCGUCGUCUCGGACCAGCCGUGCGCGUCCAAAUCCCCGAAGCUGAGGAGCAAAAAAGCGAGGAGGGAGGAGGAGCAGCAGGCCGCCGCGGGCAAGAAGAGCAGCAGGAGCACGGUGGGCUGCGGGCCCGGCUUCUGGAAGGAGGGAUGCCUGCAGACAGAACUCAUACAGUUCCACCUGAAUAAGAGCCUGGGCAAGAAGGGCACCAAGAUGCAGGCCAAGUCCGCGUCACCGCCGGCGUCCGAGCCGGAGCUGUCCCCGGAGCCCGACAGUCCUCAGCGGGCUCCACACCCGGACCACAGGCUGCAGGAGGAGCUCGAGAGGCUGGAGGACGAAAACGACGACCUGAAGACUGAAAUUAACGAGAUGCGAGCAGAGAUGGAUGAGAUGCGGGACACCUUCUACGAAGAAGACGCCUGUCAGCUGCAGGACAUGCGCAGAGAGCUGGAGCGAGCCAACAAGAACUGUCGGAUCCUCCAGUACCGGCUCAGGAAGGCCGAGAGGAAAAGGCUCAGGUUCACCGAGAGCGGUCAGGUGGAUGGAGAGUUACUGAGAAGUCUGGAGCAAGACCUGAAGGUGGCCAAGGAUGUGUCGGUGCGCUUGCACCAUGAGCUGGAGAACGUGGAGGAGAAUAGGACAAAGACUGAGGAGGAAAAUGAGAAGCUGAGGCAGCAGCUGAUAGAGGUGGAGGUCACCAAGCAGGCUCUGCAAAAUGAACUUGACAAAGCAAAAGAGCUGUCACUGAAAAGAAAAGGAAGCAAGGAAGGGCAGAAGACGGAGAAAAGGGCACCACAGACCCCAGUCGAGGAGGAAAACGAGGAUCUGAAAUGCCAGCUAGCCUUCAUCAAGGAGGAAGCCAUCUUAAUGAGGAAAAAGAUGGCAAAAAUCGACAAGGAGAAGGAUCGCUUGGAGCAGGAGCUGCAGAAGUACCGGUCCUUCUACGGGGACGUGGACAGCCCUCUGCCGAAAGGAGAGGCUGGAGGGCCUCCAACCACCCGUGAAUCUGAGCUUAAGCUCCGUUUGCGGCUGGUGGAGGAGGAGGCCAACAUCCUGGGGAGGAAGAUUGUAGAGCUGGAGGUGGAGAACAGAGGACUGAAGGCAGAGCUGGAUGACAUGAGGGAGGACAGCCUGGCAGCAGCAGGGGUGGAUGGCUCUGGCAGUGGGGGCCAGCAGAGCCGGGAGCAGGGGGAGGCCAUGUCUGAACUGAGGCAGCAGCUUCAGCUGGUGGAGGACGAGGCUGAACUCCUCCGCAGAAAUUUAGCAGAUGUAGAAGAAGAAAACAAGAAGGUGACAACGGAGCUCAACAAACUCAAAUACAAGGCUGGGUCCCAUGAAGCUGGAUCAAGACAUGGAGGAGGUGGAGGUGAUCUGGCUAAAGUAGAGGCCCUCCAGGAGGAGCUGAAGGCGGCCCGCCAGCAGAUCAAUGAACUGAGCGGCAAAGUCAUGCAGCUUCAGUACGAGAACCGUGUGCUGCUCUCCAACAUGCAGCGCUACGACCUGGCCUCCCACCUGGGCAUCCGCGGCAGUCCUCGGGACAGCGACGCGGAGAGUGACGGAGGACGGGAUGAUGACACGCCCUCGGCCUCCGCUGCUUCCCCGCGCCUCCUCCCACCCCAUCGCAAACGCGAGGGCCCCAUCGGUGGCGAGAGCGACUCAGAUGAGGUGAGGAACAUCCGCUGCCUCACCCCGACACGCUCCCUCUACUCGCCCGUCGACAGCCGUUUUUUAUCCAGAAGCCUGAGGGACCGGCAGCAGAUGAUUGACAUCCGCAUUGAGGCGGAGAGGCUGGGCCGGACCAUCGACAGGCUCAUCGCCGACACCAGCACCAUCAUCGCAGAGGCACGGGUUUACGUCACCAACGGGGAGCUGUUUGCCCGGCUGGACGAAGACGAAGAAGGCGGCAGGAUCAGAGAGCACGAGCUGCUGUAUCGUAUCAAUGCUCAGAUGAAAGCCUUUAAGAAGGAACUGCAGAGUUUUAUCGAUCGGCUGGACGUACCCAGGCAGGAGGACAAACAGGCAGAAGAGCCACUGUCUAUGUUCCAGCCGAUCAUUUUACUCAUUCUUAUCCUGGUUCUGUUUUCUUCACUCUCAUAUGCCACCAUUUUUAAGUUGGUGUUUCUUUUCACCCUGUUCUUUGUUCUGUAAUUCUCAGGCUCACAUUAUUCACAAUUUUCGUUGCUUUCUUUUAAAUUCUUUUGUUCAUUUCAGUUUUGUUACGUUGAACGCAUCACAUGAUUCCACUCAAGGUACGAGACUGUUUCACUUUCCGAGUAUGACUCAAGUCAUUCAUCUGCUGGGAGGCUUUCAACAUUUAUCGGGUGCUACGUGGAGCGACGGUGGGCUAUGAGUUGGAGGCCAGAGAAGCGUCAGGGUUUGUGAGCGGAGGAGCGGCGACACCAC